AACUAGAGCGUCAAAAACAUGAUGGCUAUAAAAACAGUAGCAGGCCAGAGGGGUGGAUGUCACCUCUUAGGCUCUUAUCCAAAAACCAGCCAACCAACAACAAAUAUCUUCCUCCCAUUUCAUUUGCAGAAGAGGGUAAUCAAGCUGCUACAUAUUCAACAAUGGCUGCCAAGUGUUUCUCCAUUUCCAACACUCAAAUUCUAGCCUGUGCAGGCCACAACAGCAGCAGCAGCACUUCACAUUCCAUUCCCAAGACUUCUCCCUCACUCCCCAAAUUCAACACUCCCACCUCUUCCCAGAAACUAAAACACCCCAAGAACAAGCACAAGAACUCUACCCGACCCUCCAUUGCAGAGAUCGAAAGAGCCAUCGGCGCUGGUGUUUUCCGCGAUCCCGCCAUUUAUAAGAGGGUGGAGUCAGGCUCUGAUGUUGGAGGUGAAUGGCCUGUGGAGAAGAAGUUGCGUGAGGUCGGGGAAUGGCUGCUAGCCGCCACUGAAACCUCGCCCGACACCUCUUCUCGAAAGAUACUGAAGACUGUGUUCUUGUGGAUUCUACCAAUGUGGGUUUUAGCAUUCCUUGUAGCUGCCAGGAUUAUACACCUGCCCUUCACCUCUCCAUUUCUUGAUGAUCUGCUCUUAUAAGCUCUUAUAUAUAGAGCAUCUUUAAUUUGUUCUUCAAUAUUUCUAAAUUAUGAACAUAAUUGAUGUAGAAUAGACAUACAGAAUUAUAAGAUCAAAUAAUAUCUUAUUACUUACAAUCAAAGCUCUUCUUUCAUUAAUCAUUCUUAUAUUUGGGCAUA
Messenger RNA from Ipomoea nil (Japanese morning glory), 799 nucleotides. RefSeq names its product probable NAD(P)H dehydrogenase subunit CRR3, chloroplastic. Gene Ontology annotation, biological process: photosynthetic electron transport in photosystem I. The coding region runs from base 57 to 641 and encodes 194 amino acids. Gene Ontology annotation, cellular component: chloroplast thylakoid membrane; NAD(P)H dehydrogenase complex (plastoquinone). NCBI's taxonomy places the organism in Eukaryota, Viridiplantae, Streptophyta, Magnoliopsida, Solanales, Convolvulaceae. The record is from RefSeq and is a predicted model, not a curated record. The transcript has 3 exons.